Messenger RNA from Seriola dumerili (greater amberjack), 1993 nucleotides. RefSeq names its product beta-2 adrenergic receptor-like (gene adrb2a). The transcript has 2 exons. Gene Ontology annotation, cellular component: membrane. Gene Ontology annotation, molecular function: norepinephrine binding; beta2-adrenergic receptor activity. NCBI's taxonomy places the organism in Eukaryota, Metazoa, Chordata, Actinopteri, Carangiformes, Carangidae. Bases 122 to 1408 code for a protein of 428 amino acids. Gene Ontology annotation, biological process: norepinephrine-epinephrine-mediated vasodilation involved in regulation of systemic arterial blood pressure; adenylate cyclase-activating adrenergic receptor signaling pathway; negative regulation of smooth muscle contraction. The record is from RefSeq and is a predicted model, not a curated record.
UCAAGCAAGGCACUGAGUGAGUGAGGCACACGGAGAUUAGGAAAAACAGAGAGUAGAAAGACGGACAUGUGACACUGAAUACUUUACAAGAACUACCUGAACUGUCAUAUUUCUAUUUCAUAUGGGAGGUAGGAAACAACUACCUGUGGAGUCUCUUCAGAUGGGAAGCACGACCCCCCCAGUGUACCUCAAUGCGAGUGCGGAGAUGAAUAACUCGUCAUCAGACCCAGCUACACAUGAGGAGGGUUUCAGUGACUCCACAAUGAUCCUGCUCGGCAUGAUCAUGUCCUUACUCGUCCUGUGCAUUGUCUUUGGAAACAUCCUGGUCAUUACAGCAAUUGCCCGCUUCCAGCGUCUCCAAAAUGUCACCAACUGUUUCAUUACAUCCCUAGCCUGUGCUGACCUGGUCAUGGGUCUCAUUGUGGUUCCUUUCGGUGCCUGUUACAUCAUCUUUAAGACCUGGCAUUUUGGUAGUUUCUGGUGUGAGUUCUGGACUGCAACUGAUGUGCUCUGUGUGACUGCAAGCAUCGAGACCCUGUGUGUCAUAGCUAUAGACCGUUAUUUAGCCAUCACCUCUCCCUUCCGCUACCAGUCCAUGCUCACCAAGUGCAAGGCUCGCAUUGUGGUUGUGCUGGUGUGGGUGAUUGCAGCUUUGAUAUCGUUCCUGCCCAUCCACAUGAAGUGGUGGAUAUCAGAUGAUAAGGUGGCUAGGGACUGUAUUAAGGACAGUAAUUGCUGUGAGUUCUACACCAACAUGGCUUACGCCAUCACGUCCUCUAUCAUUUCCUUCUACAUCCCUUUAGUCAUCAUGGUUUUUGUCUACAGCCGUGUUUUCCAGGAGGCCAAGCGCCAGCUGAAGAAGAUUGACCAAAGUGUGGGACGUUUUCAUAACAGCGACAACAGCGCUCUCAAAUCUCUGGAGGCCAAUAACGGGCGCGCCCAAAAGAAAGCUAAGUUUUGCCUUCGUGAACACAAAGCCCUAAAGACCCUGGGCAUCAUCAUGGGGAUCUUCACUCUGUGCUGGCUGCCCUUCUUUCUGCUCAACGUUGUGGUGGCCAUAUGGAAGGUGGAGGACAUUGAAAUCACCUUCAGGAUACUCAACUGGAUAGGUUACGCAAACUCUGCUUUCAACCCGCUCAUUUACUGCCGGAGUCCUGAGUUCAGGUAUGCCUUCAAGGAAAUCCUCUGCAUGAAGAGGAACCGCCUCAGCAAUGCGGGGCCAGUGAAUGGAUACGUCUACAGCAGGCACAGCUGGCAAAGCGAGCAGCAAGGGAGGAGUAAGGGCAGCUCAGAAGACAGUGACGCCAAUGAAGGGUGUCUGGGCAAAGGAGCGGGGGUCUGCAGUGUUGUAGACAGAGCAAUGGACCCUAACGGGAAUUGCAACAAAAGUCUAACGACUGUCCUUUAAGCUUGGAGUCCUGAGACAUCUGUCAACAGGGUGGUCCAUACAUGUUUACACUGCUCUCAUAAACUUUUUUCCAAUUGACUAAUGAAGGUAAGGCUAGUCGAAAUGACCGGCAGAGUACCUGGAGACUGCUUUAAAGAUAAGGUCAUAAUCAUGUCAACGGAGGAAAGUGCGUUUUUCCUCUAAAAAUACAGUGAAUAGAUACUGUAGAUAGAUCACUUUUCCAUUUGUUACAUUUAGCAUAUUGAUUUACAUCUACCUCAUCACAUCUUUAAGAUUUCUUAACUAUCAAAACUAUUUCACACAACUCACUGCCCAUAGAACUUGCACUAUUGGGCAGCGUCUCAGAUGUUUAUUUUCUUGACUAAAUGGUUUGUGGAUUUUAUAUUUGCUAAUUAUCUGGCUCCAGUUGAAUUUUAUUUUAUUUUUUUUUUUUUUAUCUCGGAUUUCCUGGCAAAAGACCCCACAAUUUACUGCCAUAAAAUGUUUUUGAAAAUCAAAGUAGAUGUGGUUGUAAAGUCCAUUUGAACAUGUCAAUUUGGCAUGGAUAGUAAUUAACUUAUUUCCAUCAGAAAAUGGAUGAGAAGU